Messenger RNA from Melospiza melodia melodia, 835 nucleotides. It is a transcript of the gene KXD1, whose product is annotated as KxDL motif containing 1. Lineage: Eukaryota; Metazoa; Chordata; Aves; Passeriformes; Passerellidae. The coding region runs from base 109 to 636 and encodes 175 amino acids. The transcript has 5 exons. Gene Ontology annotation, biological process: lysosome localization. Gene Ontology annotation, cellular component: BORC complex. The record is from RefSeq and is a predicted model, not a curated record.
CACGUGACCGCACACCCGGAAGCGGCGCGGAGCGGCCGCCGGUGCCGCCCCCGGUACCGCCGCCGCUCCCGUCAUGUGAAGCGGCGGGACGGGCUCCCGCAGGUCACGAUGGAGCCCUCGGCCUCGCAGGUGUUCUGCGGGAGGGUGCUGGCCAUGGUCAACGCCGAGGACGUGAACGCCAUCAUCCUGGCCCAGAAAAACAUGUUGGAUCGCUUUGAGAAGACCAACGAGAUGCUGCUCAACUUCAACAACCUGUCGAGCGUGCGCAUGCAGCAGAUGAGCGAGCGCUUCCUGCACCACACCCGGACCCUGGUGGAGAUGAAGAAGGACCUGGACAGCAUCUUCCGCAGGAUCCGGACGCUCAAAGGGAAGUUGGCAAAGCAGUACCCGGAGGCUUUCAGCAACAUCCACGAGUCGCCCAUCCUGGAGGACGACGACGACUUCGACCCCGUCCCCAAGAGCACCACGACCACCAUCGCUACCUCGGAGCAGAGCACGGAGUCCUGUGACAGCAGCCCCGGCCUCAUCUCCCCCACCACCAGCCAGGAGUUUGAGGAUUUGUCGCAGGGCCCCUGCGAGGGCCCGGCCCUGAACGGACAGAGUCUCACAGACGAGGACACGGCCACCCUGGACUAGACCGGGAGCCCCUGUGGAACUUUCUAGCCUGUAUUUAUAGCUGUGUGUCGCUCUUCUGGGGUUUUUUUGGGGUUUUUGUUUUUUUUUUUCCUCUCUUGGGAAGAGGGGAGCCAAGGCUGGCAGAAGCUGAGGGAGGAGGAAGGUGUAAAGCCACCUUCAGGCUGGCUUCAGGGGGAAUCAGUAAAUCCUGGGUUGGAAA